This is a messenger RNA of Cloeon dipterum, 3896 nucleotides long. RefSeq lists its product as uncharacterized. The coding region runs from base 48 to 3584 and encodes 1178 amino acids. The transcript has 13 exons. The record is from RefSeq and is a predicted model, not a curated record. Lineage: Eukaryota; Metazoa; Arthropoda; Insecta; Ephemeroptera; Baetidae.
AUCUUGCCAGCAAACUCAUUAAAUUUGGUCCUAAAUACACUUGGAAAAUGGGUUCGCGGAUGCAUUCAAGACUGAGUGCCAAUGGAAGUAGACGUUCCUCAAGAAGUGGCUCAGACGAAUACAUGCAGAUCGAAAUUGGCACAGUGAACGUUGAUGACAGACCGUGGUCUUUCUCUGUGAAAUUGGAGGAUGGUUCCACCAUUCAGUGCCAGCUGCAAGGAGUUCAGGAAUUGCCUGUUGCGAGGUAUUUCCUUCGGCUUGCUGAUGACCUUGAUGGACAUUUUGAGAUGGCAAUAGUAGGUCAUGUAAGGAAAAUAAGACUGGUUCUCUUGCAAAUGCAAGUUGGAGAUAUCAAAAGGGACGUGGCUGCUGUGUUGAGAGAGUGCCACGCUUCCAAUUCCCCUUACCAAAUUCCUAAAAAAACUCCACCGACACCAAGCAUCACUUUGCCUCACCAUGAAAAGUUCUUUGAGUCGAUCCAGCAGAACCAAAUGAUGAGAAAGCGGCAUGACGGAUCGGACUUUAGUUAUGAAGAGUCUGAAUAUGCUUUUCAACCUACUGAAGUGGAUGGCGCAUCUUACACUUCUCACUAUGGGGAAAGAAAUGGCAAAUUGCUUUCCAAAGGGUACGACACUACCUCCAAGCCAGCGCCUUACUGUCGAAACAAGGUCGUCGGCCUCCCAGAAAUGAGGUCUGACAGCAUGCUGAGAGGCUACAACAGGGCUACCUCUUCUUCUGUUCAGCCAAAAAUUACCAGCAGCAGAGCUCCAUCUACGAUCAUGAAUGCGCGUGACCAUAACAAAAAUUCGCUCAAGUACAAAGAUCAAAACUGGCUGUGGGGUAAAGAGGGACCAGGUGACCAUUCGCCACCAUCCAUUAGAUCUGCGCGCGCUUCUCCACCAAGGGCCACCUUUUCCCAGCUGGAUGUGAGUCAGUUCUUUGGAAAUCCGUUCCGCAGCUUCAUCAGCCAUGUGGACAAUCCCGACAAUUUCUAUAUCAUACCUGAUAAGUUGAUGCAAGACAAAUUCCUUGCUAUGAUUCAAAACAAGUACCUGAGUAAACCAAAGGAAGCAUUCCCUGCCGUGUGGCAAAACACUGCCUUUGCUAUCGAGGUUGCCGGCAAGUGGCAGCGAGGACUUGUUAAGGCUGUCUACAACGAUGGCAAGACUGAGGUUUUCCUAGUAGACAGUGGUUGGAAAGGAGUGUCGCAUUGGCCCAUGAAAUUGUUGGAUCCUGAGGAUGCUUCCGUUCCCCCUAAAGCAAUCUGCUGCAUGAUGAGAGGAGUACACCGUCUUGACUGGACCAAGGACGAGAUUGCACGGCUUAAGGGACUCCGAGACAAAGUGGACGUCAUGCUGUUCUCCCAGGUUGGAACCAAGUACAGCGCAGUCAUUAUUGAAGAAAACGAAUCAGUCUUCAACGCUACCUUUGGACCCUGCGGCCUUGUUGAUUUGCUGCGGAAGACCAACAUCGAUAUCUUGGCCAUGCAGGAGGGAAUGACUUACGAAGUCAAACCUAUUUUGUCUUCAGGAAAACAAGUCUAUUUACAACUGAAAGAAAGGUGUGCUGAUCUGCUCAACAUGGAAAAUCAAUUGAAAGACCUUGUCGGGAAAGAACCUCUCAUAAAGCCCAAAAAAGGCCAAUUUGCGUUGGCUGUCGUUGACAAUAAUGUGCGCAGGGCCAAAAUCCUGAAAGCCAGCUCAAUGUCCACUCAUGCAACUUGCCUCUUUGUUGAUCAUGGCGUCACUAAGGAAAUCCCAUUCUCUCAGCUCUAUCACUUGCCUGAGCAUUUUAUGGUACAACCUGCUUUCGCUAUUCUCUGCGAUCUGGCUCCAAGAGAGCCAGUUUGGCCAAAGAGCAAAUACCUCCUGAUAACAGUGCUUGGAGAGGUAGAUGGCAUACCAGCUGUGGGGCUUGCAAAGGACGGAGAAGAAAGCUGCGUUGGAAAUCAACCAUCAGAAGACGACAGUCAGAUGAGUCAUACUUUGCAUCGCUCUUCACGAGGCUCCAGCCCGGUUCCUUUUCGCCCUUUACAAGGCCACAGUCUAAUCAGUAUGCGCCCUUCACUUGACCAGCAGAGUCAAAUGAGAAUUCCUCCGUCUCGAGCAACCCUCAGCCGACACGCAGGCCUCAAUUCUGUAGCUCCAUCAGUAGCCCACAGCAGGCCAAGCGUGGCAGCCACUCUUGCGAGAGGCUUUGUUGACGAGCCAAGAAGCGAGCCCGCCAAGAUCAACACCGAUCCCAAGAGUGUACCAGAAGGCGUUGAAUUGGGCACAGUAACCUACGUCCAGUCCUCCAGCCUGGUCUACGUAAGACUGACUUCAAGAGAUGCUGAAUUUGCCAAACUGCAGGCUCAAAUCGACCAAGAAGCCCAGAAUGCGCGCAGCGAACAACUGGACGGGGAAAAGAUGUGCCUGGCCUUCAGCAAAGGCCACUGGAUGCGGGCCGAAAUCCUUCCAGGAGGCAGGGCACUGUUCAUUGAUGUUGGCCACAGGGGUUCUCUUGGAGAAGUGCGUCGAAUGUCUUCUGAUUUGAAGCACAAAGCGGCCGCCACCCUUCUUUGCUUGGCGCCUGCUAACCUGGAGGGUCUGAAGGAGGGCUGCAGGGUGCAUGUCAAAAUCACCGCUGAUGGCAACAAAAUUGUUGGGCUAGCUGCUUCUCAGGAAGGAAUGCAAGUUGAUGCAAAAACAGCAGUGAAAAAGGCAGUGAUCGUGUUGGACAUCGAACUGCCACAGAGAGUGUGGCUGGUGGAAGACACAGCGUCGUUUAAUUUGAUGAGUGACAGUCUCCACCAGUUGGAUCGAAAUUCACUGCCUGCCUUGACCAACCCCGUCAUGGGAGAAAUGUGUGCGGUCCGAGUCGAUGAUCAAUGGCACAGAGCAAUGGUGGUGAAUGUUCACCCGAUGACAUUUUUCCUCGUAGACCUCGCCUACAAUGUCGACAUGAGCAAAGUUAAAACAGCUGUGCACCUUAGCCGCCUGCUGAAAAUGGUGCCGCCAUUGGCUAAACCUUUUGAUCUCGUCAAGGAUGAGAUCUCAGAAAAGAGCUUUGCUAAAAUUAAGAAAAUUUUAGCAAAAGGAAAAGAGUCGCACGCUUUGAUCCAGGAAGAUGCCCUUCUCGGCCUCUGGAUUAAUGGAAUCAAUGUACUUGAAGCAGCCGGAUAUCUAGUCAAAGUGCAUGUCACCUUUAUAGAUGAAGAUGGCUCUGUUUGGGUGGCUAGGAAAUCAAAGGCUGAGAAACGAACUCAAAAUCUGCAGUGUGAAGUCAUUAACCUGUCGCCUUUGACCAAAACCACCAUAGGCACAAGAUGCGUUGCUCUCAACAUGAUCGACAACCUGUGGUACAGAGCUGAGGUCGUUGGCCUGUCCCACCACUUCAAGAUUAUGCGCUUCCUGGACACAGGCACCCUAGGAGAGGCGUUGGAGUUCCGGGAGUGGUGGAACAAACCUGAGACUGACGCUCGUAAUUUCCACCGCCUAAAAAUGGCUGUUAAAAUGGACCAAGAGCUACUAACGCCUAAGAAUUUUUCGUCGACGAACGAUCAACCCCCCUUGUACAAUCUGGACAUGGUUAGGAUCAACUAGUGUUGUUCCUAUUUGUGUUUUUAUGUUCAUCAAGUUUAUUCCCAAAGCACAUGUUCAUAUUUUUUAAGACUGAGUCGUGUUAAACCGACUCUCAACAAGUAAUUUGACUGGAUUCACGAUUAUUCAUUUUAUGUUAGUAACAUAAUCGACUGUUUAUUUCUUUUUUCUUCAUUUUUUCCUGAACUAGUGCAUUUCAGUUUAAAUAUUGUGCUUUGCGGUAAAGAGUUGAAAGUUUAAUGAUACAUGUUUCAGAAUGAGCAGGAUUUAGUUCUGAAAUUAAUCAAGAUUAAAUCUACCAAAUUUGUGGAUUUA